AUGAGAUCUCUCGCCCCAGUUGUUUACUGUGAUGUUGCUAUCAUCCCGGAAGACCAAGUCAAGGGAGCAGCAUCCCAGAAGACCAGGUCAAGGGAGCAGCAUCCCGGAAGACCAGGUCAAGGGAGCAGCAUCCCGGAAGACCAGGUCAAGAGAGCAGCAUCCCGGAAGACCAGGUCAAGGGAGCAGCAUCCCGGAAGACCAGGUCAAGAGAGCAGCAUCCCGGAAGACCAGGUCAAGAGAGCAGCAUCCCGGAAGAUCAGGUCAAGGGAGCAGCAUCCCAGAAGACCAGGUCAAGGGAGCAGCAUCCCGGAAGACCAGGUCAAGGGAGCAGCAUCCCGGAAGACCAGGUCAAGAGAGCAGCAUCCCGGAAGACCAGGUCAAGAGAGCAGCAUCCCGGAAGACCAGGUCAAGGGAGCAGCAUCCCGGAAGACCAGGUCAAGAGAGCAGCAUCCCGGAAGACCAGGUCAAGAGAGCAGCAUCCCGGAAGACCAGGUCAAGAGAGCAGCAUCCCGGAAGACCAGGUCAAGGGAGCAGCAUCCCGGAACACCAAGUCAAGAGAGCAGCAUCCCGGAAGACCAGGUCAAGAGAGCAGCAUCCCGGAAGACCAGGUCAAGAGAGCAGCAUCCCGGAAGACCAGGUCAAGAGAGCAGCAUCCCGGAAGACCAAGUCAAGGGAGCAGCAUCCCGGAAGACCAGGUCAAGGGAGCAGCAUCCCGGAAGACCAGGUCAAGGGAGCAGCAUCCCGGAAGACCAGGUCAAGGGAGCAGCAUCCCGGAAGACCAGGUCAAGGGAGCAGCAUCCCGGAAGACCAGGUCAAGGGAGCAGCAUCCCGGAAGACAGCCUCCUUAGCCAGGCCAAGAUUUAA
This is a messenger RNA of Procambarus clarkii (red swamp crayfish), 864 nucleotides long. NCBI's taxonomy places the organism in Eukaryota, Metazoa, Arthropoda, Malacostraca, Decapoda, Cambaridae. The record is from RefSeq and is a predicted model, not a curated record.